GCCGGAGCCGGAGCCAGAGCCACGGCCGAGAGGAGGGAGGAGGAGGAGGAGGUGGUGGAGGAGGCGCCGGACCCGGGGGAUUGUCAGUAUUUAAACAGACCACAUCAUGCGUGAGUACAAGCUAGUGGUCCUUGGUUCAGGAGGCGUGGGGAAGUCUGCUCUGACAGUUCAGUUUGUUCAGGGAAUUUUUGUUGAAAAAUAUGACCCGACGAUAGAGGAUUCCUACAGAAAGCAAGUUGAAGUAGAUUGCCAACAGUGUAUGCUGGAAAUCCUGGACACAGCAGGAACAGAGCAGUUUACAGCGAUGAGGGAUUUAUAUAUGAAGAAUGGCCAAGGAUUCGCACUAGUAUAUUCUAUUACAGCUCAGUCCACAUUUAAUGACUUACAGGACUUGAGGGAACAGAUUUUACGGGUUAAGGAUACAGAAGAUGUUCCAAUGAUUUUGGUUGGCAAUAAAUGUGACCUGGAAGAUGAGCGAGUAGUUGGCAAAGAACAGGGCCAGAAUUUAGCAAGACAGUGGUGUAACUGUGCCUUUUUAGAAUCUUCUGCAAAGUCAAAGAUCAACGUUAAUGAGAUAUUUUAUGACCUGGUCAGACAGAUAAAUAGAAAAACACCAGUGGAAAAGAAGAAGCCUAAAAAGAAAUCAUGCCUGCUGCUCUAGACCCAAAGUCAGCAGCAGCUCUGAGCCAGAUUACAGGAAUGAAGAACUGUUGCCUACUUGGAAAGUGCCAGCAUUCCAGACUUCAAAAAAUAAAUCUGAAGAGGCUUCUCCUGUUUUAUAUAUUAUGUGAAGAAUUUAGAUCUUAUGUUGGUUUGCACAAGUUCCCUGAAGAAAAAAAAAAAAAUUGCUCUGUGUAUAUCUCUUGGAAAAUAAGACAAUAGCAUUUCUCCUUUGCAAUAGCAGUUAUAACAGAUGUGAAAAUAAAUAUACUUGACUCUAAUACAAUUAUACAAAAGAGCAUGGAUGCAUUUCAAAUGUUAGAUAUUGCUACUAUAAUCAAAUGAUUUCAUAUUGACCUUUUUAUCAUGAUUCCUCCCUGUUAAGCACUAAAAGUUGAAUCAUUAUACUUUAUAUCUGUAAUGAUAUAAUCAAUUAUGAAAUUUCCCCUCAAACUCAUUGCAGCAGAUAACUUUUUUGAGUCAUUGACUUCAUUUUAUAUUUAAAAAAUUAUGAGAUAUCAUCUGUCAUUAUAUUCUAAUUAAAAUUGUUUGUGCAUAAUGCUUUGGAAAAAAUGGGUCUUUUAUAGGAAAAACUGGGAUAACUGAUUUCUAUAGCUUUCAAAGCUAAAAUAUAUAAUAUACUAAACCAACUCUAAUAUGGCUUCUUGUGUUUUACUGUCAGAUUAAAUUACAGCUUUUAUGGAUGAUUAAAUUUUAGUACAUUUUCAUUUGGUUUGUGUGUUUUUGUUAUUGUUUAUAGAUUUAAGGACUUUAUUUUAUAAUGACCACAUUGUUUUAAAUGCGACAGUAGCUCCUUUCUGCCUGGUAUCUGCAGAAUUCUUGGCUUUAAACUAUACUAACUGGUGAUUUCUGUAGGAACAGACCUCCUACUUCCUGUUCCAGAUAAUAUUUAUUCCUACUAUACAGUAUAAUACAUCAGACUACAUAGAAUAGUUUUGUAUAUUCUCUCUUGAUCUUAAACAUUGUAUCUUGCUGAAUAAAAUAUCCCACUGUGUAUUAUUUUUAUAUGUAAAGAAAUAAGUUUAAUACUGUAUCAGGGUUUAACUUUUACUAUUUCAAAUCUUCCACAGCUUGUAAUUUUAUUAAGGAAAUCCUUUUUGCCAUUGUUAAUUUGUUGGGUGUGGGUCCACCAAUGAAGUGUUAUGUAAAAGCUUUCAAACUUGCUUUAUAAUAGAUUAAAGAUUUUGAGAGAAGUAAGUGAAAGUUAAAACACAUAAAAAGAAUGUGUUAAUUACUUUUGCUUUGACUAUAUAUGAAGUAGUAUAGUAGUAGUAAUAUGAAAAAGAUUACUAAGUUAAAAUUUUAGCUGGCUAUAUAGUGGUGCUUUUCUUUUCCUUCCCAAUUAUUUCCAUUUUUAGAAAAGAUGGGGCUUAAGUAGGGCAUGGACCCAGGGUGAUGUUGCUUAUGUGUUCUCCAUAAAGAAAGAAAGAGCCAACAGCUUGUUAGCCAGUGAAGUACUGGAGAAGGAAAGAAACAAGCUUAGGAAGCCUGUGCCUUGUCCCUGAAUAUCAAGGAGGAGAUCAGUCCUAGAAAGUCUAAAUCAUUGCUCAGGGAUCUAGAUACUGUCUCAUUGCAACUAGGUGUGAAACAAUGUUCAUGCCUUGCUGUGAUUUUUUUUUCCAGGAGUGUGGUCAGCCCAUUAGUUACUGAAUUGACAUUUAAAAGUCAGCUUUCAAAUGUAAGUUCUUUCCAGCCUGAGAAAAUGUUAAAAAUAUUGUUUUUAAAAAUUGGAAAUUGUAUUUUUUUGAGUUUCUAAUAAACUUAGUUGCCUAAUAACA
Molecule: messenger RNA, 2459 nt
Organism: Marmota flaviventris (yellow-bellied marmot)
Lineage: Eukaryota; Metazoa; Chordata; Mammalia; Rodentia; Sciuridae
Gene: Rap1a
Product: RAP1A, member of RAS oncogene family
Biological process (GO): Rap protein signal transduction
Cellular component (GO): membrane
Molecular function (GO): GTP binding; GTPase activity
Source: RefSeq, a predicted model, not a curated record